GCGUGGGCGAACCACGUUUGCGAGUUGAUCGCCGACGACCCAGAUAAGGCGCACAGCCUGGUGGAGCUCCUGACCAAGAUGCAGGUGUGCCGGGACAUGCCUGAAGACGCGUGCAUCGGCGACAAGGCUUCGCACUCGUUCGUGGAGUCGAACGCUGCAGCGUCGGCGCUGCUCUCCCUGUUGAACCCUUCGAUUUCGGCUGACCUCAACAUGGGUGGCCCGGACACCGUUGGGAGCAUCAGCGGUGCGUCGCUGGGCGCCUCGAGCGAGACAUCCGUUUCCUCGGCAGUCGGCAUGGCCAUCAUGGAUGAGGUCGGGCGGUCUGCCAAGCUCAGCGCCGCCGUGAACGCGUUGAAGCCGUUUGAAGAGCACGCCCCCGAGAUCGCGGAAGAGUGGAAGUAUUCAAACGUCGACGUGGCCCAGCUAGCCGCCGACCGGUGGGCCACCGAGCUUGGGGGCCUCAUUGGCGAGCUGUCGGUUUUGGAGGCCGAGGUUCCAGAAACUUAUUGGUCGGAUGCGAGCCUGUUCGUCGUGGGCAAGCUGCGCAACGUGUCGGCCCACUUCCUCUCCGAGCAGACGCGGGCCGAGCUGCGGGCGAACGGCAGCGCGGAGACAGACGCAUUGACAGCACUAAGGCGCCUCGCGGAUUUCCCGAUCGACGAGGGCAGGGACUCGGCAGCCACUGCGUUGUGGGAGAAGCUUACCACGAUCGCCCCGAAGACCCUGCACGAAUCCUCCGCCAACUUCAAGCCGCUCCUGUACUAUUUUGCCAAGUCGUUGACGAUGGAUGAUCUCGGAAAGGGCCUGGGCUCUGUUAAAGCGCAGCUAACCCGCAAGCCCAGCGGCAUUUGUAUCAGCGAGAUGCCAGCGUACGCCAAGGUCUACAAUGUCGCGACGGGACUCAC
Prorocentrum cordatum is the source of this 905-nucleotide messenger RNA. The record is from the annotation of a GenBank genome assembly. Lineage: Eukaryota; Dinophyceae; Prorocentrales; Prorocentraceae.